Molecule: messenger RNA, 5183 nt
Organism: Cutaneotrichosporon oleaginosum
Lineage: Eukaryota; Fungi; Basidiomycota; Tremellomycetes; Trichosporonales; Trichosporonaceae
Biological process (GO): transmembrane transport
Cellular component (GO): membrane
Molecular function (GO): ABC-type transporter activity; ATP hydrolysis activity; ATP binding
Source: RefSeq, a predicted model, not a curated record
GCGACUUUUGGCUUGCAACCACCCACUCGUGCAUUCGCACCAUCCGUCUCAUCCUCGGCUCCGAGUCCGCGGCUUGCUCGUCCAUCUGUAAUCCGACAGCACACCGAGACGACGAGGAUCGAGUCAACAUUUCCCCUUUUGCUGGUUCUCAGUCGUACAAACUUCUCCGACGUCACCGAGCCCAUCCUCAACUUUCCUCCAUCAGCCUCAUCAACCCCACUCACCAUCUUGUGGUGCACGCCAUAUCGCAAUGGUGUUCGCACAAGCCCAAGGUCUUGUGCAGGCCGCCAAGGUGGCCUACAUCGGCGGCCACUUGGCUGCGCACAAGGCCAAAGAGCCCGUCGUCAAACCCCACCCCUCCCCCUUCAUCCUGAGGCAUACGCUCUUCUUCCUUCCCCUCCUAGUUCUCGUGUCCGCCGUCGCCCUCCUUCUCUCCUACGGCGUUCCCUGGCUCCAUGCUCGCUACCGCCGUCGCCGCGGCAUCUUCCUCGACGGCGAGGAGGGCGAGGAGGUCGAGAUCGAGGCUGAGGCGCCGCCGCCCAUCAUGCCCACGCAGGGGCUGUGGUCUGACUUGCGGGCGCACGUCCGCUCCAUGCAGACCGAGGGCGCGUUCAUCGUCUUCCUUGACCUCGUGCGCACCAUCUGUCUCUGCGCGCUCGUCGGCCUCAGCAUCCUCGCGGCAGUGCAAGCCGAGCCGCCAAAGAAGGGGCGCAACGAGAGCUACUUCGAGAUCAUGAAGAAGAAGAAGAGAGGCAAGAAGAAGAGGAAGAACAAGCCCAUUCUCGACGAGUUCUCGGCGCUUGAGUGGGCCGAGUUCGGCGUCAGCAUCUUCUACCUCUACAACCUACUCUUCUGCUUCUUGCUACUCACGCUGCGUCGCACCAAGCUCCGCAGAAAACUCACUAAUCACGUUGAUCUGCUCCUCAUCCUCGCGUUCGCCCUCUACUCGUACCGCGACAUCUGGCCGGCUCUCACCUACUACCUCUCGCCCUCGGACGUAAACAACUGGGUCACAUGGACGCGUAUCGGCAUCCUGGGUUUUGCCGGCGUCAUGAUCCCCCUCAUCCGCCCGCGCACCUACGUUCCCAUCAACCCGCUCAAGCCGACGCCGCCCGAGCUCGUCCACCCCGAGCAGACGACGCCGCCCCUCUUCUUCAUCUUCUACGAGUUUAUGACCGGCCUCGUCAUCAAGGCGUGGGGCACCUCCUCGCUCCCCUAUGAGGAGCUGCACCCGCUGGCUGACUACGACCGCGCCGAGCACCUUUACGACCAGCACAUGACGACGCUCGACCCCGUGCGCCGACGAGCGCAAGGCCUGCCCCAGCGUCACCUUUUCUUCAACCUCGCGUACGCUUUCCGCAACACCCUGUUCUGGGCCAGCGUGAUGUGUGUCAUCGCCGCCAUUGCCGAGAUCAUGCCAGCGUACGCGAUCAAAAAUGUCCUCACGUACCUCCAGAACCAGGGCGAGGGUGCGCGUAUCCGACCAAUCCUCUGGGUCUCGCUUCUCUUCCUCGGCCCGCUCAUGUCGUCCCUCGCGAUCCAGUACUACAUCUUCAUUAUGACGCGCUUCCUCGUCCGUGGCGAAGCCAUCCUCACUCAGCUCCUUUUCGACCAGGCCCUCCGCCUGCGCAUGAAGGACAGCGUCGGCAGCGAGGAGGAGAAGGUCGACGGCGAAGCUCCUACCUCGGUCGAGACGCCUAACGGCUCGGAGAUUCUGGACCCUACGAUUCAGGCCGCUCACAACAAUUCAGCCGCCAAGGCGGAGACGGAGCCCGUCGCCGAGGCCAAGGCAGCGUCGAGCCAGGGGAUUGUUGGGCGUAUCAACGUCCUCAUGGCCCAGGACGUCGAGUCCGUGGUUGAGGGCCGAGACCUUCCUUUGGUCCUUGUCUACAUCCCAAUCCAGGUUGCCCUCUGCCUUUACCUCCUGUACCAGGUCCUCAGCUACAGUGCGCUCUUUGGUGUCGCUGCCAUGAUCCUCACUCUGCCCCUCCCCGGCUGGUUUACUGCUCUGGCUACGCGAGUCCAGACGGACAAGAUGGAGGCUACUGACGUCCGUGUCGACGCGAUCACGGAAGCCGUCAGCGCGCUACGCAUCAUCAAGAUGUUUGGUUGGGAAGAGAAGAUCAAGGCGCGCAUCGCUGCCAAGCGCGAGGUCGAACUCAAGCUCACUUGGAAGCGCCGUGUGCUUAACCUUGCCAUUGAGAUGGUCAACAUCCUCCUCCCGGUCAUGGUCAUGGUCGCGUCGUUUGCCGGCUACACCCUGGUAGAGAAGAAGCAUCUCACCGCGGCCACUGUCUUCACCUCGAUGACUGUGUUUGAGAUUCUCAAGGGACAAAUGAUGAUGGGGUUCUACAUGGUUUCUGAGUGGAUCACAUCGGCCGUCUCGAUCCAGCGCCUCAACAGGUUUAUGAACGAGAGCGAGAUGAUCGACGAGUACUCGCAGGGCAACCGCAUCGUCGUCAACACGCCUGAGAAGAUGGAGGCCGAGAAGGAGAGCCUCAUUCGGAUCAAGGACGCCGUCUUUGCGUGGGGCACAGACUCGCCCGACAAGAAUGUCAUGAACUUCCGCCUUCGCAUUCCUGACGUGACCUUCUCGAAGGGCAAAAUCAACCUUAUCUGUGGACCCACCGGCAGUGGCAAGAGCUCUUUCCUGGCAGCGCUCAUCGGCGAGCUCCAUUUCGAGCCUGAGAACGACACGGCGUUCUUCCACCUCCCGCGCGAAGGUGGCGUAUCAUUUGCUGCCCAGGAGAGCUGGUGCACGUCGGCCUCUAUCCGCGAGAACAUCUUGUUCGGCAAGCCAUACGAACGUGCACUUUACCGCAAGGUAUUGCAUGACUGCGCUCUGGAGACGGACCUCAAGCUGUUUGACGAUGGGGACAAGACUGAGAUUGGUGAGAAGGGCAUCACCCUCAGUGGUGGGCAGAAGGCCCGCGUGACCCUCGCCCGCGCUAUCUACUCUGGUUCCGCGGUGGUGCUGCUGGACGACAUCUUCUCCGCCCUCGACACUCUCACCUCGCGUUUCAUCCUGGAUAACCUCUUCAAGGGAGAUCUCGUCAAGGACCGCACGAUCGUUCUCGUUACGCACCACACCCAUCUUGCUGGGCCUAUUGCCGACUACAUGGUAACCCUCAACCCAGACGGCAGUGUCGCACAUGCUGGGCCGAUCGACGCGUCGAUGAUCUCAGCAGCGCCUUCAGAAGCUGACCUUACGAAUCUGCGCGCGACGACAGAGCUGGAUUCGGAGAGGACUGCUGCGCCCACUCCCGAUAUCGAGGAGGAGGUCGAGAUCGAGGAACAGGAGCUAAACGGCAACGGCCAUGCGAAGAAGGCCUCCAAGCUCAUCAAGGACGAGGAAAAGUCGGAGGGCCGUAUCUCGCGCCGCGCACUCAAGUCGUUCUUCAGCAUGUUCGGCGGGCCGAUCUUCUGGGCCAUUUACUUCGGCUUGCUGUUUGCCGGACAAGCCAUGUCGUCCUUCCAGACAUGGUGGCUCGGUCGUUGGGCCGAGGCCUAUGACGAGGUCUCGGACCCCAACAUGGUAUCAGUGCCCUUCUGGCUCGGCCUCUACAUGGCGUGGGUCGUCAUUGGUGCGCUCGGCUUAGGCAUUUCGGCCAUUCUCUUCUACAUUGGUGCGAUGAAGGCAUCGCGCUCGAUCCACCAAAAGCUCGUCGACCACAUUUUCGGCGCGUACAUGCGAUUCAUCGACACGACGCCUGUGGGCCGCAUUAUUUCUCGUUUCACCAAGGACAUGAAGUCGAUCGAUGGCCCCUUCACUGAGCUGGCCGUUGGCGUGUUCGACAUCUCCAUGGGUCUGGUCAUCAAGCUGGUCACCAUCGUUCUCUUCGUCCCGUUCUUCACCCUGCCGGCGAUCAUCAUCGGCGCCCUGGGUGGCUUUAUCGGCGAGAUGUACAUCCACGCGCAGCUCAGCGUCAAGCGGGAGAUGUCCAACGCCAAGAGCCCGCUGUUCUCUCACCUCGCCUCGUCGGUGUCUGGAAUUAUCUCCAUCCGCGCCUACGGUGCGCAGGAGCAGAUCAAGAACCAGACGCGGGAGAAGGCUGACAAGUACACGCGCACCGCGACGGCGUUCUACAACCUCAACCGCUGGGUGACUGUGCGCAUCGACAUGCUCGGCGGCUUGUUCUCGAUGACGUUGGCGAUCUUCCUCGUCUAUGUUGUCCGUCUCGACCCCUCGACGUCCGGCUUCGCCCUCACGCAGGCCAUCUCCUUCGCAGGCACCAUUUUGUGGUGGGUGCGCAUGCUCAACGACAUGGAGGUGCAGGGCAACUCGGUGGAGCGUAUCGAGGACUAUCUUGUCAUCGACCAGGAGCCUCCUUACGACAAGCGCCGUGCGACUCCGGCGGCUUGGCCUUCCUCGGGCGAGAUUGUAUUUGAGGGGUUGAGUGCCAAGUACUCCAAGGACGGCCCGACCGUGCUCGACAAUCUCACCUUCACCAUUCGGAGCGGUGAGAAGGUCGGCAUAGUUGGGCGGACAGGUAGCGGCAAGUCGACGCUGGCUCUUGCUCUUCUCCGCAUGGUCCCGACCACUGGGACUGUGCUGAUUGACGGGAAAGAGACGGACAAGAUCAACCUACACGAUUUGCGCACCAACGUGACGAUCAUCCCUCAGGACCCGAUCCUUCUCUCGGGCACGUUGCGCUUCAACCUCGAUCCCUUCAGCGAGCGCCAGGAUGCUGAGCUGAACGACGCACUGGAUCGCUCAGGUCUAGGUGCCGCCGCGCGUGCCCCAUCAGGCGGCGCCACGCCGAUGCGUAUCACGCUUGACACGCAGAUUGCGGCGGGCGGCUCCAAUCUGUCGCAGGGUCAACGCCAGCUCGUGGCGCUUGCGCGCGCCCUGGUGCGCCGCAGCAAGGUGCUAAUUCUGGACGAGGCGACCGCGUCCGUCGACUUUGCGACCGACGCGCUCAUCCAAAAGUCGAUCCGCGACCUGCCGUCUGACACGACCGUGUUGACGGUCGCGCACCGCCUCGCGACGGUCAUGGAUUAUGACAAAAUCCUCGUCCUCGGCGCGGGCAAGGUGCUCGAAUUUGACGCGCCGGGUGUGCUCAAGAACGACAAAGACUCGUACUUUGCUCAGCUGGUCCAGGCGAUGGACAGUUAGUGCGGAGGUGCGGGCGUGCAGGUGUGCUGUAGCAGUAGGAAUAUGUCAUGGAUCUAGUGCGGCACUU